AUGCAAUUUUUAUUAAAAAUAUGUGUCUUAUCAAUUAUCAUAAGAUAUACAGUCAGUGAACUUCAAUGUUUGUCCUCAAACAGAAACGUAGAUAAAUGUCAAGAUUGGAAAAAAAUGUCUGUACUCGUGGCCGAUUUAGUGGGUAGGUCAAUCGUCAAUGAUAAAGUCGAAACAAAAUCUAACAUGUUAACGCUGUUGAUUCGUGCGGCAUCGGGUGUUAUCGGACAUGGCACCAAUGGUCUAAAAACUCUUAUAGUAAACGGAUUGGUACUUUUGACGAAAACUAUUUUAACGGUUUCUGAUUACGGAACAACCAAUUACAGAGGUACUAGCCAAAAGACUAAGAGCUUUCCCGAUGGCCGUCCGAUCGACUGGAUCAUGAAUAAUCCAUAUAUAAAAUCGAUGAUGAAUGAUGCGACCGACGAAACGUUACCAGAUCUAUUGAUCGAACAGUUGGCGUCGGGCAUGCCAUGUGUUCAGUUGCUGCUUUGUCGUUUGUCGCCAAUCAUACACUACAUGCAACGUCGGGUAAAGGAGAGUAGGCGCGGUCGGUCCCAAGAAUGGGUGGCGUGGAAUGUGUCCGACUGGCAGCAAGUCAAAGGGAACGCGAAGCAUUGCUCGGAAAAACAUUACGACUGCUCGAAAAUGAUUAAACUGAAUAAUUCGUCCCGGUGA
Messenger RNA from Macrosiphum euphorbiae (potato aphid), 675 nucleotides. The record is from the annotation of a GenBank genome assembly. Lineage: Eukaryota; Metazoa; Arthropoda; Insecta; Hemiptera; Aphididae.